AUGUUGAUACAAACACUCAACAUCAACGAUCGAGAUGUUCAGCUCAACACAGGCUUGUUCAUCGGCGGCGAGUUCGUCAAGCCUAAGGUCGACAAGACAUUCCCUGUCGAAGAACCUAGGACAGAAAAGAGUAUCAUCGAGGUAUCUGAAGGCUCUGCCAACGAUGUCAACAUCGCAUUCCUGCUGAAGCUCGCUGAUCUGAUGGAGAGGCACUUUGACGACAUCCUGGCUAUCGAAAUGCUCGAUACUGGCAAGGCAAAGAAGCAAACAGCCAAUCUCGACCUACCAGGCUCAAUCGGCACACUCAGAUACUACGCUGGAGAGAUCCCCUGGAACUUCCCACUACUGAUUUUCAUCUGGCAGAUCGCGCCUGCUAUCGUAACAGGAAACACCGUUGUCAUCAAGUCAGCUGAAACAACGCCUCUUGAUGCACUCUACAUCUGUGGUCUCAUCAAGGAAAUUGGCUUGCCUCUUGGUACCAUCAACCUCCACAUGGACAUCGACAAGGUCGCCUUCACUGGAUCAACAGUCACUGGCCGCGCUGUCCUUCGCGCAGCAGCAAACUCCCACCUCAAAAAGGUCACCCUCGAACUUGACGGUAAGAGCGCCAACAUCGUGUUCCCCGACGUUGAUCUUGAGAAGGCUGUCGCCUGGAGCACAUGGGGCAUCAACAUGAACUACGGCCAGACCUGCCAUGCUGGAACGCGCAUCUACGUGCACGAAGACAUCUACGACAAGUUCACUGAGCUGUUCACUGCAGGCAUGGAGGAAGUGACCGUCGGUGGCAACUUCGAUGAGAACACCAAUCAGGGCCCACAGAACUCGAAACUCCAACACAACAAGAUCAUCGGCUAUCUCGAGGCUGGGCAGAAAGAGGGCGCUACCGUUGCUCUUAGUGGCAAGGCACAUGAAGCCCCAGGGGGCGGAUACCUCAUCCAGCCUACUAUCUUCACGAACGUUACACCUGAGAUGAAGAUCGUCAAGGAGGAGAUCUUCGAACCUGUGGUCACAGUCACGAAGUUCAAGACUGAGGAAGAGGUGCUUGAGCUGGCGAACAACAUAAUGUAUGGUCUGGCUGCGGGUACUCACACAAUUGACUACCAGCGGGCGAUCAGGGUGACGAACAAGAUUAAGGUAGGCACGGCGUGGAUCAACAUAUUCAACUUGCGCACUAGAGUAUUCCGUUCGGCGGGGUAUAAGGAGAGUGGUAUUGGACGUGAGUGUGGUGAGGCGGCGCUGGAGAACUACACUAUGACGAAGGCGGUGUUCUUUAAAAUGGGAGUCGAUGCACCGCAGUAA
Macroventuria anomochaeta is the source of this 1299-nucleotide messenger RNA. Its product is annotated as aldehyde dehydrogenase. NCBI's taxonomy places the organism in Eukaryota, Fungi, Ascomycota, Dothideomycetes, Pleosporales, Didymellaceae. The transcript has 5 exons. Bases 1 to 1299 code for a protein of 432 amino acids. The record is from RefSeq and is a predicted model, not a curated record. Gene Ontology annotation, molecular function: aldehyde dehydrogenase (NAD+) activity.